Molecule: messenger RNA, 845 nt
Organism: Fomitiporia mediterranea MF3/22
Lineage: Eukaryota; Fungi; Basidiomycota; Agaricomycetes; Hymenochaetales; Hymenochaetaceae
Exons: 3
Coding region: 48-656 (202 amino acids)
Biological process (GO): mitotic cell cycle
Cellular component (GO): mitotic spindle; DASH complex
Source: RefSeq, a predicted model, not a curated record
AGCAGCCAUUCAGCCUUCUUGCACGUCCGCGGCAAACACCACAAAAGAUGCCAGAGGAGGAGGAUGUAGCAGAGGAUGAAGCCGGGAAUGUGACUGCUCGACCAGAAGAAGACAGCGAAGCGAGGGCACAAUCUAUUGCACGUUCUCGGGAGGAACGACUAAGACAAGAUCUGUUCGUCCUGCGCAAAUUGAAUGAAGGAUUUGCUGUUUACAACAAUGCAUUAAGUGGAGCGAAGUCAACAACAGAGCUUGUUGCAGAACAAUUGAAAGAGACUAAUGCUCUUCUUGACAAAUAUGUGGAUAUCCUUGCAAAAUCAGAAUCUGCGACCAAGCUCAUAUUUGAUGAACGAUGGCACGGUGCUGAGGACGACGAAGCAUCUCUCCAACGAUUAGAACGUGAGGCAGCAGAGAAAGCUCGAAGGGCAGCGGAGGAACGAGCCAAUGCUGAACAACGAGAAAAGGAACGUCGAGAAAAGGAGCAACGCGAACGUAGCGAGAAGGUGGAGAGGGAACGACUAGAAGCAGAGAAACGGGAGAAACUCGCGACUCGGGCAGGGUAUGGAGGCGUGAGAGGUGUACGUGGGACGAGGGCAACUGCUCGAGCGAGAGGUGCUGCUGUGUCAAAAAUGGGUAAGGAAUUUUGGUCGAAUAGAUAGAUUAUAUUUUGAUCUUGGAGAAAUGCAGGUGGAACUGCUGCACGCGGUCGAGGAAGUGCAAUACCGACAACAACGACGAGUUCGGGCGGCCGGAUUCCAAGGCCAAGUUCGGCUGUAUCAACUACUCGGGCUUCAACUACCAGUACGACUCGGUCAGGUGUACGCUGAGGUUCAAUGUUCGCUUGUAUC